This is a messenger RNA of Tetrahymena thermophila SB210, 456 nucleotides long. RefSeq lists its product as hypothetical. The transcript has a single exon. Lineage: Eukaryota; Ciliophora; Oligohymenophorea; Hymenostomatida; Tetrahymenidae. The record is from RefSeq and is a predicted model, not a curated record.
AUGCAGUAAUCAACAGUUCCUAUGUUAAGCAGAUUGUUUGAUUGUAAGUAACUUAAAUUAAAUACAGAGUUACUAGAUCAGGAUUCGAAAUUAUUAACAUUGAGUUAUUUAGAAAACAAUACAUACACAACUUUUUAAAAAAAUACUAACCAAUAACCAUUAGAUAAUAAUAUAAAAAGCCUAGUUUUUGAUUAAAUAGAUAUGAUUUAAUCUGAAGGUGAACAUACUCAGUAAACUCCAGCAGAAUCAAAGAUUUAAUUAGAUUAAAACACAUAAAAAAUUAAAAGCACAAAGUUUAUUAAAUCUAUUUCAUAAAUCAAUUAAGUUAAUAGUAAAAUUAAACAAAGUAACCUUGCUUCCCAUCGAUUAUGUAGAGAAUCUGAUAAAAAUAUGGAGGAAAUAAAUUUAAAAUCUUUAUCUUUGGAAAGUAUUAUGAAAAGUAAAAAAUUAUAUUGA